AACAAUCAAUUUGGGAGAAGCGUACCUUGUUAGCUCUAGUCAUCGAAAAUGAGGUGGACCAAUGAGAAGCUACCGCAAUAGAAUUUCAUGGCACGCGGACUACUGAGCGACAGUAGCGAGGUGACUACUGAUGGUCCUCUGUGGGCCAUCAUGAUCAUGGCUAUCAAGUUGAAGCUGUUGAUUGACAAGGAGAAAAACCGAGUGGUGCUUGCCGAAUCCGACAAGUACUUUGUUGAUACCCUCUUCAGCUUCUUGACAAUACCAAUAGGUUCUAUAGUGCGACUCAGCAGCGGGAAAUCCAAUAUUGGAUGCAUGGAUGCAUUGCACGAGAGCGUCCAGAGUCUCGAUUCUCAGUAUCUACAGACAGAGGCUGUGAAGGGGAUGUUGUUCCACCCGAGAAGCGCAUGUGAAGUUCAAACCAAUGAUCUAGCACUAAAUGUCGAUACGGAGCCUACAAGGUAUUAUAUAUGUACAUCAUCAUGUAACGCAGGGUCCCAACCUUUGAUCAGUACUGUUAAGAAUGUCCGAUGUCGCUGUGGACAAGUGAUGGCUAACGAGGUGGUUCUUAAGAAGUCAAAGCCGGCUGCGGACGGUAUCAGUGAGGGAGUCUUUGUGAAGGAAACUAUGAGGUUUAUCAUAGGCGAUGAUCUACGGGUGAGCCCCAUUUCCACGGAGACCUCCCUGUCGCAGCUUCACAAGCAAGGUAUCAGGGACUGGACUGCUCUCGAGGAGAAGAGUGUGAACGUGGGUGCCAAUGAGGCUUUACAUAUACUGAGACGAUUGUUCGUCUCCACCACACCUUUGACGGACGUGUUUCUGCGGAAGCCUGAGGCUCCUGAGGAUGCUUUUGACUCCCUAAAGUGGAGCCCCAAAGACAUUGUCAUAGAUAAGAAAGACACUAGAAAGGAAAUGAGUUUGAAGCUUCUGAUCAACAAAUCCAAUAACAGGGUGGUGUACGCAGAGGCCACAAUUGACUUUUUGGACCUUCUAAUCAGCUUCCUCACCUUCCCUCUUGGAUCCGUAGUAAAGCUCUUGGGCCCAGGUUCUUCUAUCGAAUGUUUGGAUAAUUUGCACAAAAGCGUGGAGGAUUUGAGCGGUGGCGACGAUUGUAUCAUAUCGGAGGAUUGCAGGGCCAUGCUACUAGACGCCAAGCUAUCGCCACAUUCAGGGUGUGACUCCCAGCUACUGCCGGUCGUGGAGGCAGGUCUUAUGACAAUCAACAGUUCUAUGUUUAGUCGUUGUUUUUACUGUGGCAUGAAAAAUGGUCACUACAAUCCAAACUGCCGUGGUGUCACGAACCGAGAACUGCAUUUCAUAAAUCCAAAGGUGAGUGGUGGAGCCACAGAGUGUGGAGGAGGAUUUGUGAAGGGACCAAAUAUGAAGUUUAUGGUAACGGACGGGUUGGAUGUGAAGCCUCUAUCGUUUAUUUCGGGCAUUCCCAUCAUUGACAGAUUCAAUGUGCCCAACGAUGUACAGAAGCGAGUAGUAAGCGUGAGCGUGGAAGAGUCAUCAAUUUCUCCUCCUUUUGCUCUCUUUAUUUCUUUCCUUCUUCCGGCGGACGACCAAAAGCUCUGUGGUAUAAGAGGAAUAAAAUGCCUGCUACGGUGUGAAGAAGAGAUUAUAGUGAAGGUUAGAUCUGAAGCUCUAUCAGCCUUGUUAGUCAAAAGGAUGGCUAUCAAGUUGAAGCUGAUAAUUGACAAGGAGAAAAACCGAGUCGUGCUUGCUGAAUCCGAUGAGUACUUUGUUGAUACCCUCUUCAGCUUCUUGACAAUACCAAUAGGUGCUGUAGUGCUACUCAGCAACCAGAAAUCCAAUCUCGGAUGCAUGGAUGCAUUGCAUGAGAGCCUAGAGAAUCUCGAUUCUCGGUAUCUCCAGACAGAGGCUGUGAAGGAGAUGUUGCUCCGCCCGAGAAGUGCAUGGGAAACUCAAACCAAUGAUCUAGCACUAAAUGUCGAUACGGAGCUUACGAGGUAUUACAUAUGUAGCCAUUCGUAUGUCACAGCGGUCCACGAUUCCAACCCCUUGAUCAGUACUGUUGAAAACGUCCAAUGUCCCUGUGGACGAGCGAUGGCUACAAAGGUACUAAUUAAGAAGUCAAAGCCAGUUGCGGACGGAAUCAAUGAGGGAGUCUUUGUUAAGGAAACAAUGAGGUUCAUGAUAGGCGAUGAUCUAUGGGUGGGCCCCAUUUCCACGGAGACCUACCUAUCGCUGCUCGGCAAGCUUGGUAUCAGCGACUGGGCUACUCUGGAGGAGAAGAGUGUGGAUGUGGGCGCCGAUGAGGCUUUGCAUCUGCUCAGACGAUUGUUGGUCUCAAGAACACCUAUGACGGACGUAUUUCUGCCGAAGCCAGAUGCUCUUGGGAAUGCUUUUGACUCCCAAAAGUUGAGCCCCUUAGACAUAGCCACAGAUAAUAAAGACACUGGCAAAAAGAUGAGCGUGAAUCUUCUGAUCAGCAAAUCCAUGAACAAGGUGUUGUACGCUGAGGCCACAAAUGAUUUUUUGGACCUUCUAUUCAGCUUCCUCACCUUCCCUCUUGGAUCCAUAGUAAAUCUCUUGGGCCCAGGUUCUUCUAUCGGAUGUUUGGAUAACUUGCGCAAAAGUGUGGAAGAUUUGAGUGGUGGCGAUGAAUGUAUCAUAUCCGAGGAAUGCAGUUCCAUGCUACUUGACCCCAAGCUAUCGCUUCAUAUGGGGUGUGACAACCAACUACUGCCGGUCGUGGAGGCGGGCCCUAAGACAAUCGACAUUUCUAAGUUCGGUCGUUGUGUUUACUGUCACAGCGACAACGGCCACUCCACGUCAAACUGCACCGGUCUCAGGAGCCUAGUAUGUCAUUUCAUAAAUCCGAAGUUGAGUGGUGCAGCCACGGAGUGCGGAGGAGGAUUUGUGAAGGGAACGAAGGUGAAGUUUAUGAUAACGGAUGGGUUGUAUGUGAAGCCUCUAUCCUUUAUUUUAGUCAAUCCCAUCCUUGACACAUUCAACGUGCCCAUCGACGAUGUUCGGAAGCGAGUAGUAAGCGUGGGCAAGGAGGAGGCUCUCUCUCUACUGAAGGCUUCUUUGCUCUCCAAAACAGUUCUGAGCGAUGUCUUCUGUCCGAAGAAAGUAUAUCAAUCUAAGAUCAAAUUGGAACACGAAUGACAAUAUCAGUUCGAUUGGUAGGAUAGUCGUAUUUU
Molecule: messenger RNA, 3170 nt
Organism: Magnolia sinica
Lineage: Eukaryota; Viridiplantae; Streptophyta; Magnoliopsida; Magnoliales; Magnoliaceae
Exons: 7
Coding region: 88-3135 (1015 amino acids)
Source: RefSeq, a predicted model, not a curated record